AUGACCUCGGUAUCGCUUCCAGCAUCUGCACCGUUCCCAGUGACCGUGACGGCGAUUGCCUGUCGACCUGGCGAAAUCGUGUCUCGAUAUGCUGUUUUGCUCAAGUAUAGGUACUGGGAUUACCAGGAGGACCCCAAUUCGAAAGAAGAAAAUCCACCGAAAAUCCGUGUGGAGAGAAUCGGUCUGUUUGAGAGCCCUAUAGAGGGCGAAAUCACCCUGAUGGAUGUUCAUGUGGGCGAGGAAAUCACUCACAGCGGCAUUGAAGUGUGUUCGAUCCGUGAACCUUGCACCCAUGACGUGCAAUACGGUGGUUUGUGUGCUCUCUGUGGAAAAGCCGUGGAAGACGAGAAGGACUACACUGGCUACAAUUACGAAGAUAGGGCCACGAUAGCCAUGUCUCAUGAUAACACGGGGCUUCGUAUCAGUUAUGACGAGGCGACCAAGAUCGAACAUAACGCGACUGAACGGUUGGCUAAGGAGAAGAAGCUCAUUUUGGUGGUUGACCUUGACCAGACCGUGAUCCAUGCUACGGUGGACCCCACUGUGGGCGAAUGGCAAAAAGACCCCAGAAUCCUAACUACCCCUUUGUCAAGGACGUGCAGACCCACGAAAUGCUGGUACUACGUCAAGUUGCGGCCUGGACUCAAGGAGUUCUUGGCCAAUGUUGCUGAACGCUACGAGCUUCAUAUCUACACAAUGGCUACGAGAAACUACGCCUUAGCUAUCGCCUCCAUUAUCGAUCCCAAGGGCAUCUAUUUUGGCGACCGCAUUUUGAGUCGUGACGAGAGCGGCUCAUUAACGCAUAAAAACCUUAAACGACUUUUCCCUGUUGAUCAGCUGAUGGUGGUGAUUAUUGACGAUAGAGGCGAUGUAUGGCAAUGGGACCCUAACCUUAUCAAGGUUGUUCCGUACGAUUUCUUCGUUGGCAUUGGCGAUAUCAACUCCAGCUUUUUGCCAAAGAAAAAUGGGCAGCUUGUGGGUCCCACAAAAAACAGAAAGAGCCUUGCUCGACUCGAAGAGGCCAUGGGCGACGACAAGAAAGACAACAAACCAGCCGAAAUCGACGAUCGCCUCCAGAACUCAACACAAGACAGUGAAAUGGAUGACGGCAGUGACAGUGAACCUGGAAGCAGCCAGCCAAAAGAAGAAGAGGACCAACCAACAGAUGUUGGCAAAAAUGGUCUGGAAAGCUCGGCCACGCCGAACUCAAGAUCCUCAUCGCCAGACGAGACCGGCGACUCAGACUCGCACGAUUCAGAUUCGGAGAGCUCCUCACCAGUGGAUCGUCUAGUCGAAUUAGGCGGAGGUGAGAACAACAAAAAUUUGCUUCUCGAACAGCUGAUAUCACGUACACAAAACCUUGAACAACAACAACAUGACAGGCCAUUGGCGAAACUUCAACACAAAAUGGACAAAAUAGCACACGAUCAUGAGGACAACUCCGAGCCCGAUAAGGAAGAGGAGGAAGAACACAUUUUGUACGACGACGACGCCGAACUUAUCACCCUCGAAAAAGCAUUGGACUAUAUUCACGAGCAGUACUAUAAAGCAUUUGAUAGCUUUCAACAGAAUCAGGCACUCGGUCGCCCUGAUCUUACCACGAUAAUACCGCGGCUAAAACUUGACUGCUUGAAUGGAGUGGUUGUCUUACUUUCAGGCAUUCUACCGUUGGGUAUGAACAUGAACAACGCUGAUAUCGUCAUUUGGUGUCGCCAAUUCGGUAUGAAGGUUGUGAACGAAGUGUUACCAGAAAUAACUCACGUUGUUUGUCGUGACCCCAAUGCCUCAUACAUGAAGACCGGACUCACACUAAAAGUCCGAAUUGCUAAAAAAACCGUUCCCGGAGUUAAAGUGGUCAACCCAGAUUGGCUCUUUGCAUGCCUCAGCCUGUGGAAGCCUGUGGCUGAGAGUGACUACUUGAUAGAGCUUCCCGAGCAGGAUUGGUAUGUUUCAGAGAACGAUGUCACGAAAUACCAGACAGCAUUAGGGUCACAACAGGAAAGAGAUCAGGCUCGCAGCGCCGCAGCCGAUUCGAGACCACGCCAGGGCUCGUUAUCUUCGAUCGAUGACUACGAUUUCAACGAGGCUGACGCGGAAGUUGAUGAUUUCUUGGCUGGAAUCAGUGAUGAUGAUGAAGAAGGGGACGACUUCGAGGCUGAGGGGGACGAAAUUCUGGGCGGCAUGGAAGCAGCCAACAACGGCGGCAAUGGCGCAGGUAUGUCUUUCGUUAAGAGUCUCUAUUCGAAUAAGCGCAAGGCGCCAGAGGACAAUGACAGUGAUAACGAAGACGCAAGUGAUGACUAUAGUAACGGUGAUCACAAAAAACGCAAGACGGAAGAGGACGGUGACAACAUCGACGAGCUCGAGAAAGAGCUUUUGGAUGAACUCGAUAAUCUUGAUGAAUAG
Candidozyma duobushaemuli is the source of this 2406-nucleotide messenger RNA. RefSeq names its product protein serine/threonine phosphatase. Gene Ontology annotation, molecular function: RNA polymerase II CTD heptapeptide repeat phosphatase activity. The record is from RefSeq and is a predicted model, not a curated record. The transcript has 2 exons. Bases 1 to 2406 code for a protein of 801 amino acids. Gene Ontology annotation, cellular component: nucleus. Lineage: Eukaryota; Fungi; Ascomycota; Pichiomycetes; Serinales; Metschnikowiaceae.